CUAAGAGCAAAGGUAAAAAGGGACAUAAUUAGUAUAAAUUAUGCUCUAUUCCAGCCUGUUAUUUCCUACUUUUUAGAUUUUUAAAUGUUUUGCAGUUGUUUUGUUAGCAAUCUACGUUUAAGACGAGUUCGUUACUUUUUCUUUGUUCGUCCUACGUUUUGCAGUUGUUGAAUUGGGUAAAUAAAGAAAAUUAAGUAUUUGGUAUUAUCGAACGAAGAUGACAACUCCUCUAAACAAAGAGGCAAAUUUGGGAAAUCCUAAAGAGCUAUAUGAUAUUCUAAAAUUAAGAUACGAUUGCACUCAAGAUGGGAUCAAGAAGGCCUACAGACAGCUUGCUUUUAAGUAUCAUCCCAAUAGAAAUCCUAAUAAUCUAGCUGCUACAGAGAUGUUUAAGGAAAUUAACUACGCUCACUCAAUUCUAUCUGAUGCUAAAACAAAAGAAAUUUAUGAUAGAUACGGACAAACUGGUCUUCAAGUUGCCAACCAAUUUGGAGAAGAUAACGUUAACGCUUAUCUUUUCAUAAGUUAUACGAAAAUUAUGCCUCGAUGCAAAUUUGUCUCUUGCGGUCUUGUUAUGCUGCAGUACUUCGGUAGAAAUCGUUUUUGUUCUUGUAACUUUUGCUGCCGACAAUAUAAACUAGAAUCCUUCCUCAACAGGGAUUCAAGAGAUUACGAGUCAAGCAGCGAUUCUGAUUCCUGGUGCGAAUCACUUCUUGAAGAUGAUGAAGUGAAUUAUGAUUUCAGUAAUCUUCGUCUUUCAUUUCAUAAAGAUAAGCACUGA
This is a messenger RNA of Dimorphilus gyrociliatus, 781 nucleotides long. The record is from the annotation of a GenBank genome assembly. NCBI's taxonomy places the organism in Eukaryota, Metazoa, Annelida, Polychaeta, Dinophilidae.